GAAUAUUUAAUGAGGUCCUUUCGGUUCAUCCCUUUUAACCGUGACCAAAUAGGUCAUAUUUACGUAAAGUAACACUAUUUGGAGCACCCACGCCAUAUUGACCAUCUAACUUCAGUUGUGAAAUUCUACGGUACACAAAAUUAGCAUUUAUUAAGCGAAGAUGAGGUUAUUAAUUCUCUCGCUCCUCUGCAGCUUUGUAUAUUUGCUCGCACUUCAGACUAGCUGCUUUGCUGCAAAGUUUACGAUGUUUCCUAUGGUGGGUCGGAGUCACUACUUAGUUCUUGCGAGGAUAGGAGAAGAAUUGGAAAGCAGAGGUCAUGAGGUGUUGAUUUUUGUGGGGGAUUGUGAAAAGUUUGCUGCGAAGGACCCCCGUGUACGAACAUUCAAGUGCUCAGAAGAUCUCACCAAACUUGACCCAACCAAGAUAGAUCACUUGAUGAAGUUUUGGUUUGACAACUGCGAUGCAAUACUCAGCAACCCUGAGAUCAUGAACCGAGUCAAAUCUUCCGAUGCUGUUAUUGGAGAUGCUGCGUUCCAGUGCUCGUAUUUGAUCGCCGAUAAAUUCUCCUUACCACAUGUUACAGUCUUGAUGAGUCCUCUCAGUACCGGUUCGGUGUUGCAGUUAAACUUUGCACAACUUCCGUCCUACAUACCCCAGUUCACCUCCGGAUUCACCGACCACAUGAAUUUUCUUCAGAGAGUGAAGAAUACCAUGCAACACUUAUUUCAUCAAUUGAUGGUUCUUCCGAAAAUAGACAACGUCUACGGACCGCUAAAGAAGAAGUAUAACAUCACACCAGAGAAAUCCCUCCGAGAGACUUACCAAAAAAUUGACCUUGUCCUUGUUCAAUCGGAUCCCCUCGAUUAUCCAAGGUUUCAUUUACCGAAUACUAAACUGGUUGGUCCAUUACUCUCAAGUCCGGCUAAACCCCUCCCAGGUGAUCUUCAACAGUUUGUCAUGGGGUCUGGGGACGAAGGUGUUAUACUUGUGUCGUUUGGAUCGAUUCUGUCUCAGAUAGACGAUCAAACAAUUGAAAGAAUGGCAGCUGUGUUUUCUAGCUUACCACAGAGAGUUAUCUGGAAACUUGAUGCAGAGGGCAAAAGUUUGCACCUUGGCGACAACGUCAAAGUGUCUUCCUGGCUUCCACAGAACGACAUUCUCGGUCAUCCAAAGACACGUUUGUUCAUUGGCCAUGCUGGAAUGAAUGGAAUGUUGGAGGCUGCUUACCAUGGAGUCCCUAUGAUUUGUGUUCCCUUUUUUGCCGACCAGUUUGAUAACUCUGUGGCGGCAAAGCACUUUGGGAUGGCGGAGAUUUUGCAUAAGGAGUCAAUAACUGAGGAGAGUCUUGUGACGUUAAUAAGCACUGUUCUCAACAAUCCAAGCUACCGCGAGAAUGCUGCUAGAAUUUCCAAGUCUAUCAAGUUGCGCCCGCGUUCUGCCAUCGAGGAGGCCGCUGAAUGGGUGGAGUACGCGCAGGCUCAAGGUGACUUAUCGUUCCUCAGACCACGAAGCCUGGAUCUACCAUUUUAUCAGCUUUACCUUAUGGACGUAUUCACUCUUUUUAUUUUCCUGUUAAUCAUCGUUGUAGCCGCUGUUUAUUUACUGCUCAGGUGUUCCUAUCGCUUGUGCCUCAGGAAAAAGCUGAUAAAAGAAAAGUCGUUCUAAUUGCCCUAUCUUGAAACAUGCGACUGUUGACUUUGCUCAUGUGAUCGGUGCUUUUACAAAUUCGCGCAUUUUGAUAAGACCAUAAAAUUUUUCUAAAUGGAGACUUAUUCAGUUUGCUGUUGUCUUUCGAAAAAUCUUCCAAUACUAUUCAAUCCGAAGGGUACUUGUCACUUUUCGCGAAGAGGCGGAGGGGGGAGGUACUUUCUAGUAAGAGGCUAAUGGGAAUGUGCUGCUGGAGGGGAUCGCUAAUGUGCAAAUAUGCAACGGUGUCACACUGUAAAAUCGGGAAGUAAUACGGAGCAAAAAAAUGUCCAAAAUGGCCGCACUGAACGAUCCAAGCGUUGUUUUUUAUUUCUUUCAAAAGGACAUUAUCUUGUUGGUCUCAAAAAUUAUCUGGAUCAAAAUCAAAAGAUUAAAAUUUGAGCAUUAUGCUUUAGGCGUCACCCCUGAAAAAAAGAAUAAUGCCAAAAAUGAUGCCCAAAAUUUUGUUUUUAUGCUUAAUCUCAAGUAUUUGAGAGCCUCUUAAAAACCCCCGACUGCCAAUUAAUUGCCAAUAAGGGAGGGGGGGAUCAUAAGCCUUAGGGGGGAUCAAGUUACUCGAUAGUAAGACAACCAAAAUCCUACUGACCCGACCCCCUCUCCUCGGUCCCAUUCCUUCAGAAUUUCCAUUGCAAUCAAUAAUAAUGUUUUGCAGGCUAAAGACGUUAAAAUUUUGGCUGUUGGCACCAGAUAAUAUAAGGAAUUUAAGGGUCAGCUGAAAGAAAAUUUUAGCGAAAUAUCUUAUCUGUUCGACAAUAUCAUUUCUGAGAUCUGCAGUAAGUAUGACAUAUCAUUAACAUUAUUGUCGCGUGUUUGUCACCGGUGGGAAAUUUUCCAAAUGAUAAUCAGUAGGAAAGAACCUCCGUCACAUUAUGGUUGACUCGCUUCAACAUGAUCAUGCUCCUUGCCGUAUGGCAGUCGAAAUAAUAAAAUCACAGCAAAAGUU
Pocillopora damicornis (cauliflower coral) is the source of this 2651-nucleotide messenger RNA. RefSeq names its product UDP-glucuronosyltransferase 2A2. Gene Ontology annotation, molecular function: UDP-glycosyltransferase activity. Lineage: Eukaryota; Metazoa; Cnidaria; Anthozoa; Scleractinia; Pocilloporidae. The record is from RefSeq and is a predicted model, not a curated record.